GUCUCCCUCCAUUUCUACUCAGUACAGCAAGAAGCCACUCUUCUUUUCCAAAAUUUCUCAGUCUACAAAGUAAAGUUUACAUUGUUUCUUCAAAAAUCUUAUUUUUCUUCUUGGAUAAGCUCAAAGGCUUGGAUCGCUCCGUUAAAAAUUUUUUUACUAUUUCCCGAAGGAAACACGCCGGAGCAGAAACCACCGCCGGCGAGAUCAAACUCGAGAAAGGGUUUAUGGCUCAGACUCAGAUAAUAUGGUAAUGAAAGGGGAUUCAGUGGAAUCAGACGUUUCUGAGCAAAACAGUGAAGAGUGUUUCGAAACCCUAGACCAAAUUGAGGAAAAAGCUUCAUCGAUUUUUGAGUUUUCGCUUCAGUUUGUUGACGUGAGUGAGUCGCUGGAGAAGGAGGAGGAAGAACGACUGAGAGUGGUUGAAGCGAGGGAGAAGGAACUUUGUUUGCUUGAAGAUUCAGUAUCUCGUAGAGCAAGUGUUUUAGAGGAGAAAGAGAUAGAAUUUGACUUGAGACAGGUCAUUGAAGCAACCAUCGUGAUGUUGGUGGUUGAGAAGCAGAGUGAAGAAGCAGAGAAUAAUAAGCUUGGUUUGCUUCUCGAUUCGACCACAAAGGAACUUAAAGAUAUGAUGAGUGAGUUUGAAGGAAAGAAAGAGGAGGCUCGCCAGAUGUCUGAGUUUAUCCUUGAGAAGUUGAGUGAGUUAGAGAAGGCAAAGAUGGAUUUUGAUCUGAAACAAAGGGAUGAGACUGAGAGACAGAACAAGGAAAGUAAGGCUAGGGAGAAGGAGCUUAAGGCACUUGAUGAAGCUAUCACAGAAAAGACUGCUGAGUUGAAAAGAAAGGAGGAGACUUUUGAGCUGAAACUGAAAGAAGAAGCUGAUAAACUGAGAGGGGAGAGUGAACUUAGUAGGAUUAAGGAGAAGGAACUGGAAAAAAUGUUGAAAGAGAUCGAGUUGAAGCAGAUGAAAUUAGAAGAAAGAUUAAAACAAGAACUAAUAGAAGCAGAGUCUCGAAAGAGAUCAAACCUUGAAAGUGAAGCAAGAGAGAAGAAGCUUAACUCACUUGAGGAACCUAUCAAAGAGAAGACUGCUGAGUUGAAAAGAAAGGAGGAGACUUUUGAGCUGAAACUGAAAGAAGAAGCUGAUAAAUUGAGAGAAGAGACUGAACUGAGGAGGAAUGGUCUUGAGAUCAAGGAGAAGGCACUGGAAAAAUUGUUGAAAGAGGUUGAGUUGAAGCAGAUGGACUUAGAAGAAAGAUCAAAACAACAACGUAUAGAAGCAGAGUCUCGAAAGAGAUCAAACCUUGAGAGUGACGAAAGGGAGAAGGAGCUUAACUCACUUGAGGAAGCUCUCAAAGAGAAGACUGCCGAGUUGAAAAGAAAGGAGGAGGCUUUCGAGCUGAAACUGAAAGAAGAAGCUGACAAAUUGAGAGUAGAGACUGAACUGAGGAGGAGUGGUCUUGAGAUUAAGGAGAAGGCACUGGAAAAAAUGUUGAAAGAGGUUGAGUUGAAGCAGAUGGACUUAAAAGAAAAAUCAAAACAACAACUUAUAGACGCAGAGUCUCGAAAGAGAUCAAACCUUGAGAGUGAAGCAAGGGAGAAGGAGCUUAAGGCACUUGAGGAAGCUAUCAAAGAGAAGACUUCUGAGUUGAAAAGAAAGGAGGGGACUUUCGAGCUGAAACUGAAAGAAGAAGCUGAUAAAUUGAGAGAGGAGAACGAACUGAAGAGAAAAGGUCUUGGGAUGAAGGAAGAGCCACUGGAACUGGAGUUGCAGCAGGUGGAAUUGAAAGAAAGAUCAAAUCAACAACUUGUAGAAGCAGAGUCUCGAAAGAGAUCAAACCUUGAACUUGGGCCGUCCUUGUUGGCAAAUAAUGAUAGUGAUGCUGCUUCUCUUACUCGCCAAGCAAAAAAACAGAAACCUCAGGAAGCAAGUGAUGGAGACAUUGAAGAAAUUGUCUGCACAGAUAAAAGCUAUAAGGAUCCUAAAUUGUUAACUUUUCCUGAUAGAAGGAUCCAUGAUUUUAGCAAGUCAAUGAGCUCUUUUGCUGUUGAUCAAGUAUGGGCUUUAUAUGAUCCUAGAGAUGAUAUGCCCAGGAUCUAUGCUCAGGUCAGAAGAAUCUUUGACUCCCAAUUGAGUUUGGAGGUGACAUUACUUGAACAUGUCAAAACUACAAAAGAUGAGAAAGCUACUCUUAGUGGUUGUGGGAGCUUCGAAUAUGGAGAUACAGAGAUCAAGAACCACUUGAUGUUUGUUCAUGAGAUGGAUCACAUCGCAUGUGCCAACAAUGUCACAGUGAACCCAAGAAAAGGUGAAACAUGGGCUCUUUUCAGAGAUUGGAAUGCGAGUUGGAACAGUCACCCGGGUCUGCAUGAACCUCCUUAUAGAUACGACUACGUGGAAGUCAUCUCCGACUUUGACGAUCUUUCAGGCAUUGCAGUGGCCUAUAUGGGGAAAGGAUUUUUAUCGGUUUUUAACCGUGCUGAGCAGCAUGAUGGACUGGUCAAGAACAUAGUCCCACCGGGGGAAAUGCAGAAGUUUUCUCAUAAAGUGGCAUCGUUCAAGUUGAGCGGAAAUGAGAAAGAGGGAAUCCCAGCUGGGUCUUUCGAGCUAAACCCUGCUGCUACCCCUAGCUAUGAUUCUGUGUCUGAGGAGGUGGUGAAAAUAGAAAUACAAAGCAAGGAUUGUGGUAAAGCUCUAACGGUUGUACAUGAAAAUGGGUCUACAAAAGAUCUGCCCAUUAUAAUAGAUUGAAGGAUUCAAGUACCUUUCUUAUCAGUAUUUGGCUUUUGAGGUUGCAGGAAGUAGUGAAACUGUAAUCUUUUUGGUUUAUGUUUCUGUUUUCUCUAUCUUUUGAACUGAACCAACUUCUUUUGUUAAAAAAGAAAGAGAAUGCUUUAGGAAAAGUGUAUAACUCUGUGUCUCUCAAAGUUUCAACUUUGUUUUCAGAUCGAAA
Messenger RNA from Camelina sativa (false flax), 2951 nucleotides. RefSeq lists its product as uncharacterized. The record is from RefSeq and is a predicted model, not a curated record. Lineage: Eukaryota; Viridiplantae; Streptophyta; Magnoliopsida; Brassicales; Brassicaceae.